Ipomoea triloba (trilobed morning glory) is the source of this 895-nucleotide messenger RNA. RefSeq names its product GEM-like protein 6. Bases 80 to 748 code for a protein of 222 amino acids. The record is from RefSeq and is a predicted model, not a curated record. The transcript has 2 exons. NCBI's taxonomy places the organism in Eukaryota, Viridiplantae, Streptophyta, Magnoliopsida, Solanales, Convolvulaceae.
GAAAAUGAAUCUGACGUAUCGCAACAAAUUAAACGCUCGCUCAUUCAAUUCCUUCCAAAGUAAGCAUUGUUAGUUGAAAAUGAAUCCACUGGUGCAGAGCUAUGCAAGAACCGGAAAGAGCCACGUCGACGUUGGAAUUCCGAUCAGCUCAGCAAUAUGCUCCUUUCACAACUCUCAGAGAACAAUUUUGCAUGAUGGAGAAGGCCGACGCCAAGUCCUCACUUUAUCCAAAGAAACUUCAAAAAUUAGAUCAAUAACAUUUGGACACAAGAUCACAGAAACUAUAAAGGGAAAGUUGAGGCUGGGAGCCAAAAUCCUUCAAGUAGGAGGAGUUGGCAAAAUCUUCAAGAGGAAUUUCGAUGUUAAGGAUGGUGAAAAGCUAGUGAAGACUAGCCAGUGCUAUUUAUCAACAACAGCUGGCCCCAUAGCAGGCCUUCUGUUUAUCUCCACUGAUAAGGUGGCUUUCUGCAGUGAGAGAUCCAUUAAGCUCCUUUCUGCAAAUGGGAAAUCGAAAAUAAUUCGUUACAAAGUGACAAUCCCACUCAGAAAAGUAAAGAGUGCCAAUGAGAGUCACAAUGUGAAGAAACCAUCACAGAAGUAUGUGCAGGUGGUUACAGAGGACAAGUUUGAGUUCUGGUUCAUGGGCCUCAUAAAUCAUAAAAGAACACUCAGAUUUCUUCAGGAGGCAAUAAUCUCUCAGAAUCAGUGUCAGCAUAUGCUGUCACAGACAGGUGGCAGAAUUCUGUAAACUAAGCUUGGCUUUGUCUCACAUGUAAAUAUGAAUUAUUGGGAAGAGACUUGAUUGUCACAAAACCUCUUUGGAAAGUUUUGACAGAUCAAUGAGAUUUCACAAUUGUAUGUAUGAUAUGAAUGAGAAAGACUAGUUCAUUUUCCA